AAGAGCCCCUGCCGGAGCUCAGCCAGGCUUAGGACCACCAGCGGGGCCCGGCUUUCCGCAGUCCAGGGCUCUGGCUGGGGUCAUGACUAGGGCCGCUCUGGACUGUGUUCCCGGGAGCACAGCUCUGUUCAUCUGACCUCUCUGUAUCCUUCGCAUCGCUGCCGGGGUUCCUGGCUCUCCCGUCACUCCAGCCUCGGCCAGGUCGACCCGUCUGGGGCCACCGGCUUGGAUGGACGCGCUGAGGCUGCCCCGGCGUCCAGGGGUCCUGCUUCCGAAGUUAGUCCUGCUGUUUGUCUACGCAGAAAAUUGCUUUGCUCAGUGUGGCAAAGACUGCAGAUCUUACUGCUGCGAUGGAAGUACACCCUACUGCUGCUCCUACUACGCCUAUAUCGGGAACAUUCUCUCGGGCACUGCGGUUGCCGGCAUCGUGUUUGGAGUUGUGUUCAUCAUGGGGGUCAUCGCGGGCAUUGCCAUAUGUGUCUGCAUGUGUAUGAAGAGCAGCCGGGGGGCCCGGGUGGGAGUCAUCAGAGCUGCCCACGUCAACGCCAUCUCCUAUCCUGUGGCACCACCCCCCUAUACGUAUGACCAUGAGAUGGAAUGCUGUGUAGACCUGCCUCCACCAUACUCUCCAGCCCCACAAGCUUCAGCCCAGCGCUCUCCACCCCCUCCUUAUCCUGGAAACUCAAGGAAAUAUUCCUCCUCCCAGGACUGAAUAUGUGCCAAUUAACAGUUUUGCCUAGAACAAAAUGCCUCAGUUUAGAAACACACAAAAAAUUAAUUGUCUACUGUUUAGGGUUCUCAGGCAGAACACCCAUGUGCACCAGGCUCCUUCUCCGCUCAGAGCUGACCCUCCCUGUGUGGAGAAUUAUGCUUGGUUCUCUGACGUCACAUAUUAAGUGAUUUACUGAUCCACCCAAGCACAGUCAGAUUAAAGCAGUGCACUUGGCAGACCCUCUGAGCAUCAUGCUGCCUUAGGACUAACUGGAGGAGAUUUCAGCAUUGAGCCUGGAAUAAAGACAACACACGCUAGUCUGGUCUAUAUCAGGAAAGAGCUGUAUUGCGUGUACCUUUAGAUGAACUAGGAUGAUUCAUUACUUCUUUUGUCCACAAAUAUGUAUUAAGUGCCUUAGAGCCUGCUCUGUGCCUGACACCCCUGCGGCCACUGGGUGGAAGUAGCCAGAAGGGAACUUUGGUUUUGGCACAGGCAUACCUCAUCUUGUUGCACUUUGCCCUUUUGCACUUUGCAGGUGUUGCAGUUUUUAUAAAUUGAAGGUCUGUGGUAACCUUGUGCCAAACAGUGUCAUUCUGCCAACAGUAGGAGCUUGCUUCCUAUCUUUGUAAUUUUGAUAAUUAUCAAAAUAUUUCAAAUGUUUUAAUUGUUGUUAUACUAUGUCUAUUAUAGUGAUCUGUGUUCAACAAUGGUUGAUGUUAUUAUUGUGGUCUUUUGUUUUGGGUUUCAUGAACUCUACCCCCAUAAAACAGUGAGCUUGGUAGAUUGACAAAUAUCAUGUGUGUUGGGUCUGCUCCACUCUAAAGCUCCACCCUUUCCUCCCCCAUCUCUCCCUAUUCCAAGAAUAGUAUUGAAAUUAAGCUAAUUAAGGGCCAACAAUGGCCUUUAAAUAUUCAAGCUAAAAGAAGAAUCCUAUCUCUUGUGUUAAACUCAAAGCUGGAAACAAUUCAUCUUGAUGAGAAAGGCAUGCUCAAAUCUAGGAUAAGCUAAAAGGCCAGCCUCUUAUACUGUGUCCAUAAGGUAAGACGUAAACAAAAAUGAGAAUUUCUUGAAGGAAACUAAAACUGCCUUUCUCCAAAUACCUGCAUGAUAGAAAAGAGUGAAGGGACCCCAUUGUUUCUAAGGAGUACUCUUCAGUGUUGUGGGUAGCAGAUCAAAAUAAUCAUAUACUCGAGUCAUAAAGCUUAACCCAGAGCUGGGACCUAAUUCUCUUCAUUCUACAAAGGCUAGCAGAGGUAUAAGAAAAUUUAAGCAUAACUUAGAUGCUGUAAGAGAAAGAUUUGAAGGGAGCAGAGUUCUGGUCCUGGAGUGAAGGAAAGGAGCUACCUCUGAGGAUCAAAGUGCAAAGUGAAGCAGCAGUCACUCACUACUCCGGGAAUUGCAGCUCAUUCUCCUGAAGCCCUAGCCAUCGCACAUAAGGAUGGCUACAAUAAACCAGAGUCUUAAUGUAAAUCAAAGACCCUACUGGUAGAAGACAUGGCCUUCUAGAACUUCCAAAACAAAAAACAAAAGAAUAAGAAGAAGAGGAAGAAGAAAAAGAAGAAGUCAUCCUAACUCCAAAGCCUCAAAGACAAGCUGGCUUUCUUGUUAAUAUCUGUAAAACAACGGGCGUCUAUCACAUGAAGCCAGUUUUCAAUAUUCAUUUGCUAGUCAAAAAUCUUAGCUCUCUUAAGAAUAUACUAAAUAUACUCUGCCUACAGUCUACAGACAGAACAACCAAGUCCAUUUUCAGUGUAGUUUAAUGAAUGUUUUGAGCCAAGUGUUAAGACCUACUGCUCAGGGAAGGAAAUACAAGGUUUCUUUCAAAAUCGUAAUGCUUAUUGACAAUGCACUUAUCAUCCAAGUGUUCAGCUGAAGGUAUACAAAGAGACAAGGAUGUUAUCAUGUUUACUAAUGAUCCCAUACCCGCUCUGGCUCUCAUAGACUAUGGUUAACUUCAACUUUCAAAACGUACUGUUUAUGAGAUCAUAGCUGACACAGAAAUGGGGUCUUCUGGAGGCUUGACGAAAUAAAUUAGAAGCAUCCUGGAAAGGACUCACAACUGUAGAUACCAUCCAGAUCAUCCAUGAUUUAUGAAACGAGGUCAGGAUAUCAAUAUUAAUGUACAUUUUGAAGAAGUUGAUUUCAACUGUCAUGCAUAACUUUGAAAGUUUUAAGGUUUUGGUGAAGGAGGUGCAUGCAGAUACGGUAGAACCACAAAAGAACUAGAAUUAGAGAAGGAACUUGGAGGCGUAACUCAAUUACUACAUCUCAUGAUAUCACUAUGAUAUGAACAAUUGCUUCUUAGGGGUGAGCAAUGAAAAGUGGUUUCUUCAAGUGAAAUAUACUUCCCGGAAAAUGUACUGCAGGCAGAGAUGAUAUGAUAGCAAGAGUUUAUGGAAUUUUUAAGUGAUUUCAUGUCAGCAGCAGGAUGAGAGAUAACUACAAAUCUGAAGAAUGCUGCAGAGAACUGUUUCAUGAAGAGAAGUUUUCAACCUAUGCAUCAGGCUUCACUGCCAUCCUAACAGUCUUUCAGCUUCAGCAACCACCAGCAUAACCACUGAGCAGCUAUCACCAUGCCACCACCAAAAAGACUUGGACCUGCUGAAAGCUCAGGUGCUAGUUGCCAUUUUUUUUUACCAAUAAAAUAUUUUAAUGAGUGUGCAUACAUUGUUUUGAAGACACUUAAUAAGCUGUAGUGCAUUAUAAACUUAAUUUUAAUGAGCACUGGAAAAGGAGUAUCCCUGUGACUCCCUUGUGAAAUUCCUUUAAAAGAAAGACAAACAGCCUCAUGGGUGACAUCAAAGUGUUACUGGUAUGGGAGAAAAAUCAAACCCAUGCCAUGUCUAACGUAUAUCUGUGUUAAAAAAAAAGAAAGAAAGAAAGAAAGAAAGAACAGUUGCAGAAUUACUGUUGAUUACAUAGCUUUGUGAAAAUCCCUUCCAUCAAGAUUCCACACAAAAUCUGGCAGUGUAGUAAAGAAAUAUUCUAGAAAGUAUGUCUAAAAAAUGAAUAGCAAAUUAGUCCUUUGAGCCUCAAAUUUUUGCUUAUGUUUUAGGUAUGUUUGUAGUGACCAGCCGUGUCCCCAGCAGUGAAAGCAGCAGAUGAAUCAUAUCCAUUUAAUUUGAUUAUUUACAAAAGAUCAAAAACCCUCAAUUGGUUCUGGGGCUACGAUCUCCAUAGUCAUUACUAACCCCUCCCAAGAACCACUUGGCUUUAGUCACAGGUAUGAUGAAGGUUGCUCCAACUGUGGAAUAAAAGGUGAAAAGCCAAUAUUCCUAGGGUUUUACAUCAGUAGCAAAAGGCCAUAAUUUGACCAUAUACAACACACUCUUUUAAGGGGUAAAUAAAAUAUUUCUUUCUACAGAAAUAUACCUCAAUGUAGUAGCCAAUUUUUUCCCUUUUUAUAAACUUUAAAUAAUCCAUUUUUUUAGAAAGUUACAGAAUUAAUGGGAAGGGGUUAGAAGGCACCAUGUGGCCUUUUGCCAAGGACAGACGUGUACGAAGUGCUUACCAUUAAAUGCAAAAGCAGUCAAUAUAAAAUCAAAUGUACCAUGUUCUAGUGAGACUGACCUUCACAUUUGUAUUUUUAUGUGGAUCCUUUCUCUACUUUAAAACUAAGUGGGCACUAGACAUGUAAGAUAGGAUAGACGUACUAAAAUCUAUACACCUAAGGAAGCUAAACGAGAAGGAGGACCCUGGGUAAGAUGCUCAAUCCUCACUCAGAAAGACAAACGGGAUGGACAGUGGAAGGAGAAAACAGGAAACAGGACAGGAGCCUACCACAGAGGUCCUCUGAAAGACUCUACCCAGCAGUGUAUCAAAGCAGAUGCUGAGACUCAUAGCCAUACUUUGGGCAGAGUGCAGGGACUCUUAGGAAAGAAGGGGGAGAUAGUGGGACUUGGAGGGUACAGGAACUCCACAAGGAAAGCAACAGAACCAAAAUAUUUGGGCACAGAGGUAUUUCUGAGACUGAUACUCCAACCAAGGACCAUUUGUGGAUAUAACCUAGAACCCCUGCACAGAUGUAGCCCAUGUCAGCAUCCAAGUGGGUUCCCUAGUAUGGGGAACAGGGACUGUCUCUGACAUGAACUCAGUGGCUAGCUCUUUGAUCUUCCCUCCCACCCACCAAGGGAGGAGCAGCCUUGCUAGGCCACAGAGGAGGACAUUGCAACCAGUCCUGAUGAGACCUGAUAAGCUAGGGUCAGAUGAAAGGGAAGGACCUUCCUUAUCAGUGGACUUGGAGAGGGGAAUGGGAGGAAAUGAGCAAGAGAGGGUGGGACUGUGAGAGAAUGAGGGAGCGGGAUACAGCUGGGAUACAAAAUGAAUAAACUGUAAUUAAUAUAACAAAUAAUAAUUUAAAAAACGAUUUGCUGACCACUAAGAACCUUUAUGCCACUUUAAAAGGAAACCUAAAACACUUAAUUCAAUAUCAGGAUUAUAAAUCAGUAACAUUCUAAAAUGACACUAAGAAACUUGACAAAUAGCCAAAAGAAAUACUUUCUAGUAUAAGUUAUGGAAUCCAUGCUUGUAGUUGAGAAACUCAAUAUGAGUUAAUAGUGCUGAUUACUGUAUCAAAUCUCCACAUUAGAAAUGUGUCGAUCUGACUGAACAUGGUCUACAGAAGGAAUUGAGGCUAGAUUUGUUUUGAGUGGCUUGCUUGGCUAAGGCAAGGAUAAUCUUAGCUUCAGAGGAGAUGGAAUGCCUCCAAGAGUUCUGGCUGUUCUAGUGAGAGGCUCCCUGCCUCACAUGAAGUAUUGGCAUAGGGUUAAACAGUACACAGGCUUGAAUUUAUUUUUUCUCUGCAAAUGUGAUUAGUUUACACUACUCUGCAGCUAUAAUUCACAAUGCCAAACUGCCUGUGGUUUGAGAAUGUUGUUUGCAAAUGCAGUACAUGUUCCUAAAGAAACAUAGUGAGGUAAGACUUCUGAAAAGGAAUGUUGGUCUUCACACUAAUGUACCCCUACCACAUGCCUUCUACAUUCUAUAAAUCUUGCCUGCAUGGGAACCACCUCUGUCCACACCAUCUCUCAUUGAGUCAUGUAUGGGUUCCCCUAAGGCACAGCACAAAUCUAUAUAUUUACAGUAGAGGAAGGAUUUUACUGUUUUUAUUAGUGUCGUAAUAACAAAUGAAUAUGUCAUAGAUGCCUGAAGCUCACUGAUUAUUUCCACAAAUGAUGUAUAUUGGAAGAAAACAAUAUUUGAUGUAAAAAAAAAAAAACUGGAAUAUGGUUACUUAAGAACUAACAAACGCUAUGGCUAAAUUGUUUACAAUGAGCAAUAAAAUGAAAGAACGUACUAUAAUAAGAA
Psammomys obesus (fat sand rat) is the source of this 6019-nucleotide messenger RNA. It is a transcript of the gene Cyyr1, whose product is annotated as cysteine and tyrosine rich 1. The record is from RefSeq and is a predicted model, not a curated record. NCBI's taxonomy places the organism in Eukaryota, Metazoa, Chordata, Mammalia, Rodentia, Muridae. Bases 230 to 712 code for a protein of 160 amino acids. The transcript has 4 exons.